Aspergillus pseudotamarii is the source of this 396-nucleotide messenger RNA. RefSeq lists its product as uncharacterized. Lineage: Eukaryota; Fungi; Ascomycota; Eurotiomycetes; Eurotiales; Aspergillaceae. The coding region runs from base 1 to 396 and encodes 131 amino acids. The record is from RefSeq and is a predicted model, not a curated record. The transcript has a single exon.
AUGGUGACCACGAAGAUUAAUAAAGAUUUGGGUUAUAUUGCUAUUCUUGACCUGAUCUUGGAAAGCGGUUUUGAGAUCGAAGUGACAAACGAGCUUGUCAUGAGUGCCUUUAAUGCACGCCAUGGAUCAGUCCUGCAGACAUUCCUCGAGCACAAGGUCGAUAUCAAGCUGUCACAGGAGAUGGCCAAUACAGUACUCGAGCUGGAAUACUACGAUGCCUUGAAAGUAUUGGUCAAGUAUGAGAACCCGCGGGAACUGGACCUGCAAGAUGCAGUGCCGUUAUUGACAAGCUACUGCUUCCUUGAAGUUAAGGCGGGGCGUCAAGUUCAUCGCUUUCCCCAUCAAUACCAUAUCCUAUUUCCAAACACUGUAGGCUUCCCUGUCUUGGAUAUCUAG